AUGAGAGAAAGCUUCCGGCGUCACGUCAUGAAACCCUGCAAGUCUUUUGAUCUCAUAGUAUUAAAACACCUCAAUUCGACCACCAGUUUCGGCACUACUCAAGGUCAGUACGCCUUCCCCUUCUCUACACUUUCUAUCUGUCAAACCAAAUCUCCGAUCGCUAAAACAACACACAUCCCACCUGUAACCCCGCAGUCUCUUCAGAAAUCUAUCUCUUCUUCUCAGUGGCAUUUCAUCGAACAGAUAUCAGGCACCCUUACACCCACCACAAUCUCCACCGCCCUCUACAGCCUCCGCACAUCUCCCACCCUCGUCCUUCAAUUCACCGAGUAUCUUAACCCAAAUAAUACAGAUAUCGAAUGCUAUUGUCUAUCAAUCGCCAUUAUCUGUCAGCUCCCCUCACCUAAAUCAUCUUUACAAUUUAUCAAAACUUUAAUCAGUUCUCGUAGGUUUAGCUAUAACGAUGUCUUUAACGGGUUAGUUGCCGCCCGUGAAAGGCUAGGCAUAUCGAGUACGAUAGUCUUUGAUUUGUGGAUCAAGGGCUUCUGUGAAUUGAAGAGAGCUGAUGAGGCGUUCAAGUGCUUUUACUUGAUGAAACAUAAAGGGAUAUUGCCAAAGAUUGAAACUUGUAACAACAUGCUAAGCUUGUUUAUUAGAUCAAACCAUACACAUUCUACAUGGGUUUUGUUUGCUGAGAUGUUCAGAUUGAAGAUUAAUCCGACUGUGUACACUUAUAACAUAAUGGUUAACCUGUUGUGUAAAGAAGGGAAGACAAAGAAGGCAAAGGAGUUCAUUGCAAACAUGGAAACCUUAGGGUUGAAACCAAAUGUGGUUACUUAUAACACAAUAAUCAACGGGUAUUGUGCAAAAAAGGAUCUUGAUGGUGCUAAGAGGGUAUUCAACAGGAUGAAAGCUAAAGGCAUUCAGCCAGACACAUAUAGUUAUGGAGCACUUGUAAGCUGUAUGUGUAAAGAAGAAAGAUUCAAUGAUGCAUCUAAACUUAUGAGUAAAAUGGAGGAAAUCGGUUUAGUGCCAACUGCAAUAACGUACAACACAUUGAUAGAUGCAUAUUGCAAUAAAGAGAAUCUUGAAAUGGCAUUUCAUUAUAAAGAUGAAAUGGUGAAAAAGGGCAUACAACCAUCUGUAUCUACAUACAAUUCAUUGAUUCUUGCAUUGGUGUUUGAAGGUAAAGAGUCAGAAGCCGAAGAUAUAAUGGAAGAAAUGAGAAUUGAAAAAUUAAUCCCAGAUGUGAUCACUUACAACAUAUUGAUCAAUGGAUAUUGUAGAUCUGGGAAUGCACAAAAGGCUUUUGCUCUCCAUGAUGAGAUGAUAACAAAAGGUAUAAACCCAACACAUGUGACCUACACUUCUCUUAUAAAAGUAUUAAACAAACGAAACAGAAUGACAGAAGCAGAUAAUUUAUUUUCCAAGAUUAUCGAGAGAGGCGUUUUACCAGAUGUUAUGAUGUUUAAUUCAUUGAUUGAUGGACAUUGUGCUAAUAAAAACAUGGAAAGAGCUGUUUUUUAUUUAAAGGAAAUGGAUAGGGUGAAAGUUUGUCCUGAUGAAGUGACCUACAAUACUUUAAUGCAAGGGCAUUGUAGGGAGGGAAGAGUUGAAGAAGCUAUUAGGGUUUUUGAGGAAAUGAAGAAAAGAGGGAUUGAGGGAGAUUAUAUUAGUUUUAAUACUCUUAUUAGUGGGUAUAGUAGGAGAGGUGAUAUGAAGGAGGCAUUAAAGAUUAGGGAUGAUAUGGUAAGUAAAGGUUUUAAUCCCACAUUGUUAACCUACACUUCUCUUAUUCAAGGAUUAUGUAAAAAUAAUGAGGGACAUCAUGCAGAAAAGCUUUAUAAAGAAAUGGUUAGUAAAGGUAUUACCCCUGAUGAUAAUACCAUUGUUUCUUUGAUUGAAGGGAUGGAAAGUGUUGAUAAGUUUCUUGAAAAUGAUCUUUGA
Molecule: messenger RNA, 1947 nt
Organism: Lactuca saligna
Lineage: Eukaryota; Viridiplantae; Streptophyta; Magnoliopsida; Asterales; Asteraceae
Source: the annotation of a GenBank genome assembly